Molecule: messenger RNA, 8901 nt
Organism: Chilo suppressalis (striped riceborer)
Lineage: Eukaryota; Metazoa; Arthropoda; Insecta; Lepidoptera; Crambidae
Source: the annotation of a GenBank genome assembly
GAUCGAUGAUACUUCAAGACGUCAAGCAAAGUUGGAUUUUUUAAUCGGUCUGUCGGUGUUUUUCUGCUGCUUUCGUGAUGUUGAUUUCUACGAUGAAAAGGUCAAAUCUGUUUAUUUAAUGUGAUUAUUAAGUAAAAUGGAGAUUUGAAACUUAAAAUAGGUGAAUUGUAUAUAGUUUUCGACCUAUUUCAUGCUGUCAUUCCUACGCAGUUGCGGAUAGGUUAAAUCCUCAUCCGUCAUAAAAAUAUAAAAAUAAUUAAAGAUGGAUCCAAACAUCUAUGCCUUGGUCCUUGACACUCUCAACCGGGCCACAAGUCAGGAUACGGAAGUAUUGAAGCCAGCGGAGAAGAAACUUCAAGAAUGGGAAAUUGAACCAGGCUUUUAUUCAGUUUUACUGGAUAUCUUAUCAAACCACUCAAUUGAUAUAAACGUAAGAUGGCUAACAGUCAUGUGUUUCAAGAACGGUGUUGACCGUUAUUGGAGAAGAAAUGCUCCCAAUGCUAUCACAGAUGAAGAGAAACAAAAAUUAAGACAGGGCCUGCUUACCACAAACAUUCUGAGUGAACCUGUGACACAGAUAGCCACACAACAAGCUGUGUUAAUAUCUAAAAUAGCCAGGCUCGAUUGUCCUGCCAACUGGCCUAACUUAGUGCCUGACCUCAUUGGAGCACUAAAAGCGCCACAACCCCUAGUGCAGCACAGAUCUCUGCUGAUAUUUCAUCACUUAGUCAAAGCUUUGGCUUCUAAGCGUCUGAUUGGUGACCGAAGAGUAUUUCAGGAACUAACCCAUUCAGUAUUCGCUUUCAUACUGAACUUAUGGCACGAGAACACAGAAUUGUUUCUGAGGCACAUUCAAGAAGGAGCGGCCACCGAGUUGAUCACUGAACACCUGGAGAAGGCCUUACUUUGCCUUAGGAUAUUGAGGAAGCUCGUAGUUUUCGGCUUUAAGAAGGCACACGAGAGUCAGGACGCUGUUGCAUUCCUGAAUGUGGUCUUUGACAGGGCUAAGACAAGUUUAGAGUGCAGGAAACUUCUCAAAGGCAGGGGCAUUUACCCCUUGGAGCUCUGUGAAAAGUUCAUAAUCCACCUUACAAAGGUCGCUUUGGGUGUCCUCGGGUUCCACCCCAUCUCUUAUGUGCCUCUUAUAAGGCCAUCCCUGGAGUUCGCUCUGUACUACUGUUUCACGGAACAAGGCAUGGCGCUAAUCUACGAAAGAUUCACUAUUCAGUGCUUGAAUAUUGUGAAAGGAAUUCUGCAGUGCACCGAGUAUAAGUUGCCUAAAGGACCUGAGGUUGCAAGGGAGCCAUUGACCCUCCAAUGCCAUCAAGCUAAAAUGGAUGUUCUGGACCAGAAUACGGUAUGCCACAUGUGUAGGCAUCUAGUCACUCACUAUUUCCUGCUAAGCGCUGAUGAUUUAGCGCUUUGGGACGCGGAACCAGAAAGCUUUGCCAUCGAUGAGGCCGGGGAAUCGUGGAAAUACAGCCUCAGGCCAUGCACAGAGGCGUUAUUUAUGGAGUUGUUACAAUUCCGGAACAUUCUUGCGCCAGAGCUAGUUCGUCUACUGGCUUCCUUGCAACAACAACCGAUAUUGCCUGACGACUUGCCCUCCAUACUGAAGAAGGACGCCAUAUAUAACGCCGUGAGACUCGCGGCCUUCGAUUUGUUCGACGAAGUGGACUUUGAUGAAUGGUUUACGAAUGUAUUAAGCCAGGAAUUGAAAAUCAAAGAGAAUAACUACAGAAUUAUUAGAAGGCGUGUCUGUCAGCUGAUUGGCCAAUGGUGCGGCGUCCGCGCCUCUCAGUCGCUAAGACCGGCGAUAUACGAAGCGCUAUUGGAACCGUUGUCCCGUUCUGACGAAGACGCGGCCGUGAAACUUGCGGCCGCUGAAGCGCUGCGUAGCACGAUAGACGACUUCGAGUUCGACGUGGAACAGUUCGCACCGUACGCGCCGCACGCUAUCGCAGCGCUUUAUGAGCUUUUGGUUGAAUCCGAGGAGUGCGACACCAAAAUGCACGUCCUCCACGUGGUCUCGUACAUAAUGGAGCGGUGCGGCGCCACCGUCGCGCGGGGUGGCGGUGCCGGCGCCCUGUUCUCGUACCUGCCGCAGCUGUGGGCGCACGCCGGCAGUGCCGCGCACAACAUGCUUCUGGCCGCCGCUCUAGCUGCCACCGUACACUUGCUGAAGGCGUUAGGGGAAUGCCCACCAAGCAUCCGUCCUUGGAUACUGAGUGUGGUGAACGAAUCCACGCGUCUCACUGAGCCAGCGCACGUUUAUCUCCUAGAAGACGCCUUAGAACUAUGGCUCGCCAUACUAGAGAUCUCACUCACUUCCGACCCAGUGCUUCUACAGCUCGCCGAUAACCUGUAUCCUAUACUCGAACAGUCAUCGGAGCACCUUCGUAUAGUGGUUUACAUAAUGCAAGCGUACACACUUUUGUGUCCCGAAGAAUUCUUGACAGGGGCUGGGGCAAAAUGUAUGGCGGUUUUAGACGACAUGUUAGCGGAUAUGAGAACGGAGGGCAUCAUAACUGCGUUAAAGAUGGCGGAAAUAUGCGUCAGCGUCACGUUCCCAGAGAGAAAUGCACUUUUAGGCGUUAAAGUCAUCUGGCCUAUACUCAUCAGGGUUAUAAAUUCGCUACUGGAAGGGUAUGAUCUGCCAAUGGUACUAUCAGUACAAUUAUGUCUGGUCUCAAGAGUCAUAUUAUUGUCGUCCGAUUUGUUUUAUAAAGCCGUACAAGAGGCGUCGAAUGGACUCGUCGAGUACGAUUCGGACCCCGCCAAAGUUCUAAACAAACUCCUACUAGAGUGGACGGGGAGAAUGAAUUUAGUGACGCAAGUGGAAAGGUGGAAGGUAGUUGGACUCGGUCUCGCCGCAUUACUGACAACGCAGAAUCCGACGGUUCUACAGCGGUUUCCGGCGAUACUACUCAACCUGACUGAAGUGUUGCACGAUGUCAUGAAGACUGAAGAUAACGGAACUUUUGUCGACGGCCUAGUGGCAGCGCCGGGCUCCCGGCCCGCGUCCCCGCUGGAAGGGCGCGGCGCCCCGGCCCGCUGGGGCCCGCCGCCCCUCCCGCCCGACUCCCCGCACGAGGCGCGCCGUCGCCGCCUUGCCGCCUCACACCCGGCGCGUGCUCUAGACCUGCGUGCCGCUACACACCACCAGGUAUGUUCUAUGGUGCUGCGGCCUAGUGGCAGCGCCGGGCUCCCGGCCCGCGUCCCCGCUGGAAGGGCGCGGCGCCCCGGCCCGCUGGGGCCCGCCGCCCCUCCCGCCCGACUCCCCGCACGAGGCGCGCCGUCGCCGCCUCGCCGCCUCACACCCGGCGCGUGCUCUCGACCUGCGUGCCGCUACACACCACCAGUUGGAAACUUUGAAAAGCCAGGUGGGCCCAGAAACUUUUGAGCGAUUGUUGCAAGCGACCGAUCAGGAUACGCUUAAGCAAAUCAGGGAGUACAUACCGCUCUGAAUGUUGGCUACUUUCCGAAAGAUGCGGCGGGGUCCGAGUGUGGGCAGUUAGCGGGAUUGUCUAAAAGAAUAAAGAGUGAGAUUAACUUACGAAUAUACGCGGAUGAGUUAAAGUCGCAUUUAGUAUAACACAAAUAAUAACAGCAAAAAUAUAUGAUCAUUUUCUGUGUAACUAAGGCGCGAUGUUUCAAACAUAGUUAAAUUUUACUGUAAUUAAAAUACUAGAGAAAAAAUAAAUAUUUGUCAAAAUUUGCUAUGUAAUUGACGUAACAAUAACUAUAGUUAGAUUUAACUAUAGAUGUUACAACGUGAAGUAAGCAGCCUUUAUGAAGACUCAUACUAUAUGAAGACUACAUUUGUCUACUAUAAGUAGAACAUGUGAUGUUCUAUCUAGUAUGUAAUACAUAAAAUUGGGCAUCAAUAUUAGCUUACUGCUAUAAUUUUUAUUUUUAAGCAGAACUGCUCGAUGUUUAAAUCUAAAGAAAAUAUUACUAGAAAAAUUUCCACGCGGACCAGGCAGCAGACGGAAUUCGAACCCACACCCUUCGCCAUCCGGGCGAAUGCACUGACCAUUAGCCUAAGAAAGGCUAGAAAGAAUUCGACACGGCCGUCAGGGCCGCGGUAGCAUAUAUUCUGUGCACUGUGCCUGGUCCGCGCGGAAGUCUUUCUAGUAAUAUUUUCUUUUGAUUUAAUUAAGGUACUGCUUUUACAAAAAAGUGAUUUUACUGUUACAUAGACAGCUGGCAUCAGGACAGAGCGAGAUGGCGAAAGAAGAAAAAAAUCGAGCGAGCCUUAUAGUGGUCGCGUAAAAAAGAAAUAAAACCUACUACAAAAUGAAUAAGCCAUUUGAACAUUAUGUUCUAAAAUCAAAUCAAAUAGCGCGCGCUUUCGCGACUUCCUGUUACACACUUCCGUCCCAUUUCACGAAAUCACUCCCACAAAUUGCAGGAAAGCGAGAGGAAAGAUGUAACACAUCAAAAGACUGCACCGACUGGGGCGUUGCUCUGAAAUUGAUAGAGAGAGAGAGAAUGACAGCUAUUUGGCUAUGAGUAAUAAUAGACAAAUUUACAAUCAUAUCUCCGAAAUAAGUGUUUGUUUGUGCUGUUUAUGCGAACUUAGCACAUAAGACAGGAUCGAUACGGUUUUGAUAUAUAAUAAUAACCAGUAAUUUUUUACCGAUAAAUUUUUUUUUAGAUUUAUUGUUAUCUGCCUAAGGUUCUACUCAUAGGGAAAAAUACCUAAUCUAGAACCAAACUUUAAAUGCCAAUAUUAAGAAUUUCAAUGCCUUGCAGCCAAUAAUAACGUACUGCCAAAAACAUAGCGAUAUUAUCUAGGAUAUUAGUUUUAAAGUGUGUUUUCAAAAUACAGUUGAUUUUUUAAAAGUGCACAGACUUUUAUAUAAAUUUGAUGCACUAUCUUCAUGAAAAUUAUCCCGGUAAAUGAGAAUUUUUUAUCGUUAAUUAAUUAGUAUGAAAGAGUUACAGAAUUUUCAUAUCUUAGGGCUAAUUCUCACUGGAAUGGCAGAGGCCCCUAGUGACGCGGCGAGCACUUUUAGUACGAAGUAAUUUUAAACUUUAUCUAUAUAGUUAAAGGACCAGUAUCGCUUGAAAAGAUAACACGGUGUCGCGAGCAAUUUAAUUUUAAAACAACUUUAAGUACAUAGAUGGAGUUUAGAUCGAAACUGCUCGUCGCCCACUGAAAGUGCUCGCAGCGUCGUCUGCCGGCUGCGUCAUUACUGUGUGAAUCAGCCCUUAGGUUUUUUUUAUGUCCAUAGUGAAAAGAUUAGCACUUUAAACAUGAAUCGAUUUCUGUUAUAAAGUUUCAAUAAGUUAACAUACGUCAUACCUUACACUCAAUGCAAUUCAGCCCCCCUAGCAUGAGCACCGCGAUAUGAUAUAUAACGCGUUUUUAUCACGCUCAAUUGUCAAAUUACUGUGGAGUUUGACAGUAAGGCGCGAUAAAAAACGUGAUACGAUGUUAAUUGUGACGCUUAUGCUACGGGGACUGAACAUUUUCAGUACUUUAGCAAUCACUUCUCCGUUUUACGAUAAAAAGGUGUCAAUUUUCAAUGGACUAUUGCAUAAAUUAUUAGUCGAUUAAUUUGAACUCCGAUAAAGUUCAGGUGCGUUUUUCUUCAUGCGACUUUGGCCGUCAUCUGCAGUACCACUUUAACGUUACUAUUUCUGUGAUCGGUGACAUAAGUAAUCAAGAAAUGUAGAUAUCGAUGGCCAUUAUUUAUAACAAGAGCAUUUAAGUAUAAUAAGAUUAUUUUGGUAUUGUAUUAAUGUUAUAUUAACUUUACACAGAUCUGUAGUUAGCACAUUGCUAGAUCAGGCUUAGAAUUUGUCUACUUAUAAUGAAAAUAUUAUUUGCGUUGUAGGAUUUUUUUUUGAUUAGUUGCAUACGAGAAUUCUGUAAACGAAGAAUAUCGACCUUAAACUUAUGGAUCCGAAAGUUUCCCAUUUUUUAUUACAUAAACGAUCUUCUGACGACGACGUCCUUUGUGGCCGAGUGGAUGUACGGCGGAUUACAAGGUGUCGCCUACUCUAGAGCUCCCGGGUUCGAAUCCAGGGGGGGGGGGUAGAUGUUUGUGUGAUGAAUACGAGCAUCUGUACUCUAGUCAGGUGUUAUAUGUAUUUCUAUAUCAAAAUACUUAUAUUUGUAUCAGCAUAUGUAUGGAAAAAGUAAGAUGAAUCUUGCGGCAAUAAAAAAAAUAUUGAAAAUAAUUACUCUCUGUCCCUCUUGCACAUUAUUGCUGACUGGAUGUGAGCAGGGUCAAGUGAUAGACAGUGUAACAAGGGGCGCAGUGUAACAAAAGAAAUGUCUGUGUCCUUUUCUUAUUUGUCUAUGGUCUGUUUUGACGUGAUUUUAUUAGUUACACAUGCCGCCAUCUUAAACAGCUGCCAUCAGACGUCAAAUGGCCGGGUGUAAAACAGGGAUAUAUACCUCUUGUUGAUUGUGCCUCUUGUUACACUUUCCCCCACUUGAUCCUAUACCAUUUAAUUUCCUUCGACAUUGUAUUUUAUUUCACACUGUGACAUUACCCAUUUUGAUAUCUUUCUUCUGGUCUUCCCAGAAUACAUGCACUAUCACCGGUAUUAUUUUGUAUUUGUUGACCUUCCCUAAUUUUUAGCAAAAGCUAUCUAUUUUUUAUAUUUAUUAUUGUAUUUGCCCUAUAAGUGGGUUUGUAUAAAUUGAAUUGGAAAAAAUAAUAAUAAAAUUACUCCAAAAAAAAAUGUUUAAGACGAAAAAUGGACUUGCGCAAUCUUAUAGACAAGCUGACGUAGGGUUUCCCAACUUUGAUACAAUUUUCGAAUGAUUUUAUCACCUAUCUGUUAUUAUACGUUUGUAUAUUGUUAAUUUUUUAAACAUAUUCCUUUUUUUAUACCAUUUAUAAAUAAACAAUGAAAUUAUUUAUUUAUAAAUGGUAUAAAAAAAGGCAAUCGUUCAGAGUUGAAAGAUGGUUGAAUGGAUGGAUGGUUAAUGAAAAAACAGCUUAAAGCGAUUGUUGUUUUUAAACAUGCCUCUUAUUGUGUAACUAAAUAGCCUGGUAUCAUUGAUGUUGAGAACGACAUUAAUCCCAAUUUGGCAAAAUUACAAAUAAGUUCUCAAAACGACUUAUUACUUGAAUAAUAAAUCUAUGAUUCAUUACCAUAAAUGUAUACCAUAAACUGAAUUGUCUUUUAUGUGUUUACUCAAAAUAUUUGUUUUUUAAUUAGAUCUCUUUCGUUCUAAAAGUCCGAAACUUCUUUUACGUUUGUAUCCAUAGAUAUUAGUUAAAUAAACAUGUCGUUUUUUGCAAAGAAAGUGACAUUAUAGUUUUUAAUAAAAGUUCACUCAAGUUUCUGAGCUCGGCCGUAUAAUAAGUCUUACAUAUGUAUGGAUGCGAGCAAGAUCGAAGUUCAGCUACACAACAAUAAGGUUCUCUCCCCGUGGCAUGAGCACCACAAUUUACAUUAUAUCACGUUAUCGCGUCUAAUUGUCAUACUCCAUAAUAAUUUCACAAUUGAGCGUGAUUGAUUUUUAUCAUGUUCAAUUCAAUUGAGCGUGAUUUUUUAUCACGUUCAAUUGUCAAAUAACUGUGGAGUUUGACAGUUAAAUGUGAUAUAAUGUAAAUUUUGGUGCUCAUGCUAUGGGGACAGGGCCCUAUUAUGAAGUCUUUGACGACAAGCAAAAACAGCGGCUGAAACGGGAGACUACUCCUUUAAAGCAGCUUUGGAGCAGGAUUUUGGUAGCCCCGUAAUCGUAUCGCAUCCCCAGUUUCUAUGACAAUUAGCAGCGCCCCUACCGGACGAAAGAACAAACUAGGUGCUUGCAUACAAAAUUUGACGAUGACGAUACGAUACGGAGCUGUCAAAAUUCGCGCUUGGGCCUCUGUGCGUAUGUGUUGUUUCGCUCAAACAACAAAACUUGCUUGGCGUUAAGAGUUCAUAAUACCACAGAUAAUACACCCUCUGAUCUUAACGACGCUUUGCAACUAGGGUAGUGAAAUCGGGCCUUUAAGAUCUUGACUUCUAGCCUUAUCUAGAUUAUAUUAAAAAUGUAUUUUAAAUAGACUCCAAAAGUUAUUUUAGUCUCUUGAGAGUAAUUGUUUUGAUUCAUAGCUUCAAGUUUCACAAUGUUUAUUUGUUACAAAAGCUUUCUCUUGAAUCGAUGUAGAGUUUAACUAUUCUUAGAGUACUUUUGGAAAUUGGAAGUUUGCAUAUUAUUUCAGCUACCUAAUGAAAUUGUAUGUACCUAUUACUUAGUAUAGUAUAAUAGUAGCCGAUAUAAAUAACGGAAUAGUUUAUAUUUCUAUGACGCACAUCGUUAUUGGCUGGCAUUCGGACCGCCCCCUUUACGUCGAGCGCUUAUAUCCCAUCGUGUAAAUCUAUUCUUGUUUGUUCAUAUUUGUACAUUUUGUAUGGCAACAUUGUUCCGUAUUGAUUAACUACAAUAAAAUCGUACUAAUAAUAAUGGACUUUAAAUAAAAGAUUUACGUUAGGUUAUGGAGUUUGGUUUUAUUUUAACACCCUACUGAAGUAAUUUGAGAAAUGAUGACUCACGUCUUAUUUUUUUUGAUGUUAAAAAGGUAAUGAUAUGUGAUCUUGCUAUGGUUAUUUUCUUCCUACAAUAUCCAAAAACCAAAUUCAUAUGUCCUCAUUUAGUUCUUAUCAUACUUUUCCUUUUCAAUUUGAUAUUCAAGGUAUAAACCAGUGCUAAAUCACGGCCACCGAGAAGCGAUACAAAAUGUAAGAUAGUCGAUGAAAGGUUGUUGGCAACACCAACAAGAAUAAAUUAUUUGUCCUUGUUACUGACUGUGACUCUCGCUCUCACGUGUAAUGGCGGUUUUGUGUUUAACGUGUCUCCACGAAUAAAUUUAAUUUCUUCCAUAUAAAACUGUUUUUAUCUUGCUGCCCACGACGCAGCUGAAGAUCCUGACAAAGGUCAUUAAU